Molecule: messenger RNA, 2429 nt
Organism: Hypomesus transpacificus
Lineage: Eukaryota; Metazoa; Chordata; Actinopteri; Osmeriformes; Osmeridae
Product: pancreatic secretory granule membrane major glycoprotein GP2-like
Exons: 12
Coding region: 105-2054 (649 amino acids)
Biological process (GO): neutrophil migration
Cellular component (GO): apical plasma membrane; cell surface
Source: RefSeq, a predicted model, not a curated record
AUAAAGGCGUUUGAGAACUCAGGUGUGUUCCAGAACACUGGGAAGACUCCGACAGGUGAGACCACUUCACUCAGACACCAGAACACUGGGAAGACUCCGACAGAAUGAAGCCUUGCAUGAUGAUGAUGUCAGAGGGUCUGUUGUUGCUCCUGGUCAUACAAGCUCUUCAUCAUGCUUCAGUAGCUCAAAUGACCACCACCCCCCCUCCUGUGGUGUCCCUGUGUGGGGACACACCUUGUCCAGCAGGCCAGGACUGCAUCAGCGUCAACGGUACUCUUCUCUGUGCUGACCCCUGUGAGCAGUACUCGGUUCUGGACGAUGCCUGGCGCUCAACGGACUACAGAAGCGAUGGUGGCACGCACUGUGACGAGGGUAUCAGUUGGCAGGGAUGGUAUCGUAUGUUCCUGGAUGGGUCCAGCACCCAGAUGCCAGACACGUGUGUGGAACAGAACAUGUGUGGGACCCACGCCCCUUUGUGGCUCACUGCUCCUCACCCCCAGCUGGGAGACGGGGUGGUGGAACGUGGUGUGUGUGGGAGCUGGGGGAAAGACUGCUGUAACUUUAGGUCAAACCCCAUCCAUGUCAAAGCCUGUCCUGGAAACUACUACGUCUACAAGUUUGUCCAACCAAGUACUUGUCACUUGGCUUAUUGUGCAGUUCGUCAAAAUGUCUCCACCACCACCCCUCCUUCAACCACCACCACCAUUGGUCAAAUGACCACCACCCCCCCUCCUGUGGUGUUCCUGUGUGGGGCCACACCUUGCCCAGCAGGCCAGGACUGUAUCAGCGUCAACGGUUCUCUUCGCUGUGCCGACCCCUGUGAGCAGUACUCGGUUCUGGACGAUGCCUGGCGCUCAACGGACUACAGAAGCGAUGGUGGCACGCACUGUGACGAGGGUAUCAAUUGGCAGGGAUGGUAUCGUAUGUUCCUGGAUGGGUCCAGCACCCAGAUGCCAGACACGUGUGUGGAACAGAACAUGUGUGGGACCCACGCCCCUUUGUGGCUCACUGCUCCUCACCCCCAGCUGGGAGACGGGGUGGUGGAACGUGGUGUGUGUGGGAGCUGGGGGGGAGACUGCUGUAACUUUAGGUCAAACCCCAUCCAUGUCAAAGCCUGUCCUGGAAACUACUACGUCUACAAGUUUGUCCAACCAAGUACUUGUCACUUGGCUUAUUGUGCAGUUCGUCAAAAUGUCUCCACCACCACCCCUCCUUCAACCACCAUCACCCCAGAGCUGGUGUGUGGGAGGAGCUACCUUUAUGUGGCUCUCCUCAAGUCUCAGCUAGCGGCCAAACAUCUGGACUCCUCCUCUGCUCACCUGGUCAACGCCCGCUGCUCUUCCUCCCAGAAGAUUAAUGGGACGGUGUGGUUCCAGAUGGAGCGCUGGGAGGGCAGCUGUGGAACCACUCUGACGACCAAUGGCAGCCACGCCAUCUACUCCAACAGUCUGUUUGUCUACCCGCUCAGUGAGACCAUGGUUCAACCCCUGAGGAUCCCUUUCUCCUGCUCCUAUCCUCUGGAGACAGAGGCCAGCCUGGAUGUAGUCAUCAAACCAUACCUGGAUCUUGAGGGUGGGCUGACAGAAGAGGGUUCCCAGGCCAAGGCCUCCAUGUCUCUGUUCCGUGAUGCCAACUGCACAGCUCCUUACUCUGCAGGCCCGGUCACUCUGCCCCUGGGCUCCAUCCUGCAUGUGGGCGUGUCUGUUGAAGAGACGGACGCUGAGGCCUUUGUGGUCGUUCUGGAGGACUGCUACGCCACCCACUCCCCUGAUCCUGAUGACCUCCUGAAAUACUUCCUCAUCCAGGACAAGUGUCCUACUGACCAUCACCAGGUGACCGUGGAGGAGAGUGGCUUGUCCCUCCAGGCUCGCUUCUCUGCGCUGCUGUUCCUGUUCCAGGGGGACUACAGGGACGUCUACCUGCACUGCAGCCUCAACCUGUGUGACCAGAGGAACUCCUCCUGCUCUCCUGUGUGUUCAGGAAGGUCUGUCCGAUCUGUCGACGAACCCGUACCCCUCAAGCCCGUCACCAUCGGACCAAUCACCUUGGCCUAGAGUCUGGAGUGAGCUGAUGAAGUCACACCUCCCUCAGAUUGACUUCAUGACCAUCCCUAUGGCAACCAACUCAGGCUCUCUCCUGUCUCCUGUCUUUUUAAAAUGUUUUAACCCUUAAAAUGACGGCGGGACACCCUGCAUAUAAAUAACUGUAAGCUUUAAAGUUGGGGUUACUGUUUCUGAAGGUUGCAUUCCAUAAUUAGUCAUUUUAUACUAGGGAAUAGUGGGAACACUGGGUAAUAAGUCUAGCCUACUAAUAAACAUACAACUUUUCCUUAAACUUAAUCACUUAUCUGACCAAAAGCAUGGAAUGUUUUUGUAAUAAUCAAGGCUUGAUGAAAUCUGACUUUAUUAAUAAAGAAGUAAUUAUUCUUA